This is a messenger RNA of Prunus avium (sweet cherry), 2586 nucleotides long. The record is from RefSeq and is a predicted model, not a curated record. NCBI's taxonomy places the organism in Eukaryota, Viridiplantae, Streptophyta, Magnoliopsida, Rosales, Rosaceae.
AUGGCUAUCUUUCAAGUUUCUCGAUACAAAGUAUCUUCUACAUCAAAGAGUGAGGAAGAGGAAGAGGAAGAGAGAGAAACAGUACCUCUGGAUCUUGCCUUUCACGUUGUCGAUGGUUUCAACCUCAAGAGUGAUGGACUUUCAGACAGGUACCUUGGUCAGAAUAAUUUGCAGAAGUACACCAGCAGAAGCCCAUUUGAGUUUUUCAGCCAGGUGAAAAUUACUUGUACUUGUGGUGCAAGCGGCACGGAUACACUUAAACCAGGUGAGACUCUAGAUUACUCCAGCUUCUUAGUUUCUGCGAACGGGAAGUUCACUUUGGGUUUCUAUGUAAGUGAUCAUAACAAUUCGAAGUAUUCCAGAUACCUAGGUAUCUGGUGCAAGCAAAAUUAUAUGAAUUACCCAUGGAUUGCGAACCGAGACAAACCUAUUCCAUACCCUUUUGUGGCAGUUCUUGCUUUGGAAAAAACCAAUUCAACCCUCAAAAUUACACUCAAUAAUGGUACUGGAAGCCCUAUCCAGCUUUACACUGCUCCAAAAGCCUCUACCAACAUCAACACUAGUAAUGUUAUGGCUACCCUUUUGGAUUCUGGUAAUUUUGUCCUGCAAGAAGUCAACUCUGAGUCUCUUAAUGGAUCAACGGUGAAGAGGGUGUUGUGGCAAAGUUUUGACUAUCCGACGGACAUCCUUUUGCCAGGUAUGAAAUUAGGUAUUGACCAUCGAAAUGGUCACAUUUGGUCACUUACAUCUUGGCUUACCGAGUACAGCGGAGAGCCGGGUCCUUUCACUCUUGAUUGGGAUCCCAGCGAACGCCAAUUGAAGAUUAGGCGACGUGGGGUGGUCUACUGGACUAGCGGAGCCUUCAUCAACAAUAACAGAUUUAAAUUCAUAUUACCAGAUGAUGAAUCCAUUGUGAGAUAUAAUUUCACAAUUGUUUCAAAUGAGAAUGAAGACUAUUUCACUUUCGCAAGUGCUAAUGCGGCAUCAGAAUGGAUGUUGACCACAACGGGGAGACUAAUUGACCUUGAUGGAGGAGUUGAUAUUGCACAAUCAGGUAACUGCCAUGGCCAAAACACUGAUGGAGGAUGCCAAAGAUGGGAUUGUACGCUGAUCCACGUUAGAUUUGAACCAGGAAGUGGUGAGUUUCAUCAAAUGAGCAAAUCUGACUCGGAUUCAACAAUCUCAACUGAUCCCGAUACAAGUCUCAGCAGCAGUGAUUGUAUGGGCACUUGUAUGAGCUCUUGUGACUGUAUUGGAUUCAGCUCUCUAUUUGAUAAUGAGACUGGAUGCAAGUUUUGGAGUGGAAACUGGAAGUUCAUUGAAGACUAUCUCUCUGAUAAUACUACAAGGGUUUUUGUACAAACACCAAAGGCAACCCGUUCUGAUGCAGCACAUGAUAAGUGGUUAUGGAUUGGCUCUGGCAGUACCGCAGCCGUGCUUUGGAUCGUGUGCUAUUUACUAAGGAGAAGAAAAUUACUACGUUCCGGGACAGUGAUUGAGAAUGUAUUGGUCGACUUAACGGACACUAAUGUCAACGGACUUCAAAAUGAUGGAGUACUGAUGAAACAUGAUUUAAGAGUAUUUAGCUAUGCAUCUGUCAUGGCUGCCACAGACAACUUCUCCAUUAAAAACAAGCUUGGUGAGGGGGGAUUUGGACCUGUUUAUAAGGGAACAUUGGAAUCGGGACAAGAAAUAGCCGUGAAAACGCUUUCAAGAUGUUCAGGGCAAGGAACAUUCGAGUUUAAGAAUGAAUUGAUACUCAUAUCUGAACUUCAACAUACGAAUCUUGUUCGUCUGUUUGGAUUUUGCAUUCAUAACGAAGAGAGGAUGUUAAUAUAUGAGAAUAUGCCAAACAAAAGUUUGGACUACCUUUUAUUUGGUACUGAUCCAACCAGAGGCCUGUUACUAGAUUGGAAGGCGCGUUUCGACAUAAUUGAAGGAAUUGCUCAAGGAUUGCUUUAUCUUCACAAAUACUCAAGAUUGAGAGUAAUUCAUAGAGAUCUAAAAGCUAGUAAUAUACUACUUGAUGAAAAUAUGAACCCUAAAAUCUCUGAUUUUGGUAUGGCAAGGGCAUUUGUCCAUAAUGAACUGGAAGCAAAUACAGAUAGGAUCGUUGGGACAUUAGGUUACAUGUCUCCUGAGUAUGCCAUGGAGGGAAUUUUCUCCCCAAAAUCCGAUGUCUACAGUUUUGGAGUACUAAUGCUUGAAAUCAUAUGUGGUAGAAAAAACAGCAGCUUCUACAAUGAUGGUCGUGUGAUCAGUAUAGUGGGUUAUGCAUGGGAGUUAUGGAAAGAAGGUGCAGGGCUAGAACUUAUGGAUACAACACUAGGCGAGUCAUGUGUUAAGGAUCAAUUGUUGAGAUGCGUCCAUGUUAGUCUAUUAUGCGUGGAGAAAAAUGCUGUCGAUCGACCGAGCAUGUCAGAUGUCAUAAAUAUGUUGACCAAUGAAGGUGUGCCAUUACCUAUACCUACAAAGCCAGCAUUUUUCACAAAAAGAAGGGUGGUCGGCCGGGGUGGUGUGGGUGGAAAUGAUUUGGAACUUAUAUCAAUAAAUGGCUUGUCUAAUUCGGAUUUGGAGGGACGUUAA